Messenger RNA from Xiphias gladius (swordfish), 4575 nucleotides. RefSeq names its product junction plakoglobin-like. The record is from RefSeq and is a predicted model, not a curated record. The coding region runs from base 535 to 2718 and encodes 727 amino acids. The transcript is spliced from 18 exons. Gene Ontology annotation, biological process: cell adhesion; positive regulation of transcription by RNA polymerase II. Lineage: Eukaryota; Metazoa; Chordata; Actinopteri; Istiophoriformes; Xiphiidae. Gene Ontology annotation, molecular function: transcription coactivator activity; alpha-catenin binding; cadherin binding. Gene Ontology annotation, cellular component: adherens junction; catenin complex.
GCUGUCAGCGCGAGGCGCCGCCUUAGUCUCCCUCAAACAAAGCCAAUUAAAAACACAUCGCAUAAUUGUAAUGUCAGCCUGCUUGAGGGUACUCAAAAGUUAAUAUAGCACUUCAGAGUUGUGUUGUUUUCAGCUGAAUUCUGGUCAAUAUUAGUUCAUUCACAUGCCCAGUGAGCUUCGUACUUUGCCCUUAUUGCUGGGCUGGACUGGUGUGUUGAACCUACAGUGUAAUGUCUAUUAUGCGGUGUCUUGUAGCCACGGUCUCAUGAGACAAACCUAUAGCAUGGUCUUUUAAGGUUUUGCUGUGGUGAUCCUCUUUAAGUUCACUGAAACAUCGCGAAAAGCGAUCUUUCCCAAUGCACUGUUGAAAGAGAGGACUGUCGGCCAGCGGUGGAGAGACUGGAAGGAAGUGGAUAAAGAUAUAGGAGACGGUCCCGUCCCGAAGAAAAACAGCGCUGACCUGGGAUCAUCUCAAACGCUUCCGUGUGUUUCGACAGGCUUGCUCCAUCGUUGUUUUGAUAACGGGAGGCAAGGAUGGCGAUGCAAAUGGGUGAGCUUGAUAAUGGCGUGGUGAAGGUGGCAGAGUGGCAGCAGACAAUGUAUAGCGUAGACUCUGGCAUCCAGUCCGGAGCAACCACAGUCAAAGCUGACGAGGGCGAGUACACCUCCUCGAAGCAGUACACCGUGACCACCACUGUCACAAGUGAACAGCCUGACUUGGAUACUCAGUACACUCUGACCAGAGCCCAGCGGGUGCGGGCUGCCAUGUUCCCAGAGACGCUGGAAGAAGGCACAACUAUCUUGUCUACUCAGACAGACUCAACCCAGAUGACCAACGUCCAGCGGCUGGCUGAGCCCUCCCAGAUGCUCAAGACCGCCAUCAUCCAUCUGAUCAACUACCAGGAUGACGCCGAGCUGGCCACACGUGCCGUGCCCGAGCUCACCAAACUGCUCAACGAUGAAGACCCGGUGGUGGUCAGCAAGGCAGCACAGAUUGUCAACCAGCUUACGCGCAAAGAGGCAUCGCGCCGUGCACUAAUGCAGUCCCCUCAGAUGGUGGCAGCAGUGGUGCGGGCCAUGCAGAACACAAGUGACAUGGAGACUGCACGUGCAACCGCCAGCAUCCUACACAACCUGUCUCACCAGAGAGAGGGCCUGCUCUCCAUCUUCAAGUCUGGAGGCAUCCCUGCUCUAGUCCGCAUGCUCAGUUCUCCCAUGGAGUCUGUGCUCUUCUAUGCCAUCACCACGCUCCACAACCUACUGCUGCACCAGGAGGGAGCUAAGAUGGCCGUGCGUCUGGCCGACGGCCUGCAGAGGAUGGUUCCCCUGCUGAAGAAGAGCAACCCCAAGUUCUUGGCCAUCACCACAGACUGUCUGCAACUGCUGUCGUAUGGCAACCAGGAGAGCAAGCUGAUCAUCCUUGCCAACGGAGGUCCUGAGGGUCUAGUUCACAUCAUGAGAAACUACAGCUAUGAGAAGCUGCUGUGGACCACUAGCCGUGUGCUCAAAGUCCUCUCUGUGUGCCCCAGCAACAAACCCGCCAUUGUAGAGGCUGGUGGGAUGCAGGCUCUGGGUAAACACCUCACAGGCUCCAGCCAGCGUCUGAUGCAGAACUGCCUGUGGACGCUCAGGAACCUGUCUGAUGCUGCCACCAAGCAGGAGGGUAUGGACAGCCUGCUGCAGGUGCUGGUGGGCCUGCUCAGUUCAGAUGACAUCAACAUGCUCACUUGUGCCACCGGCAUCCUGUCUAACCUCACGUGCAACAACGCCCACAAUAAAACUCUGGUCACCCAGAGCAAUGGUGUCGAGGCACUGAUCCACGCCAUAUUGCGUGCCGGCGAGAAGGAGGAUGUAACUGAACCUGCCGUUUGCGCUCUGCGCCACCUGACUUCACGCCACCAGCAGGCUGAGGUGGCGCAGAAUGCUGUGAGGAGACACUACGGCAUCCCCGCCAUCAUCAAGCUGCUCAACCAACCCUACUACUGGCCUGUCAUCAAGGCUGUGGUUGGCCUGAUCCGUAACCUGGCCCUGUGCCCAGAGAACCAGGCCCCACUCAGGGACGCAGGAGCAAUCCCCCGUCUCGUCAACCUGCUGCUCAAAGCCCACCAAGACGCCCAGAAACACGGCUCAUCUGCCCAGCAGACAUACCAGGAUGGAGUGAGGAUGGAGGAGAUUGUGGAGGGCUCCACAGGAGCUCUGCACAUCCUGGCCAGAGAUCCCAUCAACAGAGCAGAGAUUGCCAACCUGCAGACCAUUCCUCUGUUUGUGCAGCUGCUCUACUCUCCAGUGGACAACGUGAAGCGCGUGGCAGCGGGCGUCCUGUGCGAGCUGGCCCUGGACAAACCAUCAGCUGAGCUCAUCGACAGCGAGGGAGCGUCGGCUCCACUGAUGGAGCUGCUGCACUCCAACAACGAGGGCAUUGCUACUUACGCUGCAGCUGUACUCUUCCGCAUCUCCGAGGAUAAGAACUCAGACUACAAGAAGCGGGUGUCUGUGGAGCUAACACACUCUCUGUUCAAACAUGACCCUGCUGCCUGGGAGAUGGCCCACAACAGCGUCCCCAUGGAUGUACACUAUCCAGAUGAGCUGGAUGCUCCUUUCCAAGCCUACGGAUAUCCAGCUGAAAUCGCACUAGAGGGCAUGGAGGGAAAUAUGAUGCGUGACGACUACACAGGCAGCACGGCCUACGAAAGACAAUCGUACCAUGAGCAUUAUUAAAGACCCAGAGGAGAAGUGGAAGAGGAGGCAGAGGAGCUGAAGUUGGACGUAAUGGGACAAACAAGAGAAUAUAGUCAUCUGUAGAGAUUAUUCCCUCUACUCUUAGCCUGAUGUAAUAUAUGCAAUUAUCAGCAACUACAGGACUCCUAAUCUUAACAGGGCUCAACUUUGUUUUAUAGCCUAAUUUUGCUGAUUAUAAUUAUGACAAGGACAAUGCUUGUAGGUUUCUGUUAGAGAACCUUAUAAGAGUGUGUGUGCAUGUGAGUAUGUGUGUGUGUGUUUGUGCUUUUGGGUGGGUAUUCUAUGCCAAAGAGAUUUUAUUUUGUGAUGAUAAUCGUGUAGCUUCCUCUUUUUUUUUUUCUUUUCUUUUUUUUUUUUUUUUUUUUUAAGAAAAAGAAACAAAAAAAAAGGAGAAUAAUAGUUGAAAACACUGCCAGAGGUGGCUCAACGUGCACGGUGCACCUGUUCACCGCUCUUUCUUUCUUAACGCCUUUGUAACAGACACUGCUGUCUAUGCUGUAGUUUUGACACUAUAUUCUGUCAACUUUCUCUCGCUGUGACCCAAGAGUCUGUGAAGAGUUAGUUAACACGGACUCAUUCUUUCUCUCUGCACUAAUUCAGUAGGAGUGAACAAACGGGGAGAUGUGGAGGGCUGCCCCCCCUCUUAUAUAAUCAGCUGACAUGUGGAUUAUAAGCAGUGUAGGUGAACAAGAUGAUUGUCUGUUUUUAUGAAUUGUUUCUCACCUUUUAUAAGUUAUUUACUGGGAAAGGUUCACAUUAUCCCGAAUUACCAGAAUAUUAACAACAAUUCCUUUGAUUAGAAACUGAACUUAAAGAGAAGAUCAUAUGUGACUAGAAUAACGUGCAGGAGAACAACAGCGUGGGUAAAACAGUUUUACAGAUUUGUUCAACAGAUUGACUAAUUCGUUGGUCAACACAUUAGAUAAUGUAGUUGGAGACGGCCCUACAGCUAGAGCAAACUACUGACAGGGAAAUUUGUCUUUCUACUUAAUAAGAGUUUUUACUGAAAUUUUGUUUAAUAAAAAUAAAGUAUAUAUUAAACGUAUUGCGGUGUCCAUGUUUAUUGAUUUACAGAUCAGAAAUCUACCUGUUUUUAACCUUUUAAAAUACACCGUGCCACACGGUACUACUUUAGGUGUGUUUUGGUCUGUGCUGGACUCAAUCUUAACACAACCUUGACAAAACUUGUCUGAAAGCUCUAAGGCUCCUGAUUCUAUCUGUGCAAAGCAUUUUAGGAUCCACAUAACACUGCAGCAGCUGUUGACACAGAAUUGGUUCAGACUCAUGGCUACAGCUCCGGGAGUGUUUUCAACACAAAAGGUCCUACGACCGGCCUUGUGUUCCCUUUUUUUAUGCCAAAAAAAACUUUGGUUUGGUGUCCCUUAUACUCGUUCUGACUUUUGGUUGUAAAAUUUAAUGAGUUACCUUUCAAAGAAGACCAGGGUUAUGACUGGAAUUAAGAGUUGAGGAACAGUAACCUUUUUAUUUUGGGUACAUUAUUUCCAGGUUGGGGGAUGGGGAUGUCUAGUAACAGGUUAAAUCUAUUAAAAUGAUUGUUGAAACAGUUAUUAUACCUAUAAUGAAAGCUAAAAAUGCACAUUUUUAUAUGUUUGGUGUCUGAGAUAAAUCCCAUAAUAAGAACAACUGUCCAUCAGGACUCCUGUGGUCUGUUUACUAUCCAACAUUCUUUACUGUAGCAUUUAUCAGAUUCUGUACUGUAAGUCUUAAUGGUGAAAUCUGUGCAUAGGUACAUGAAAACAUUUAGCCAUCUCCCUAAUCAGUAGUUUAGGAUUGUGUUGAUUGAGUGUUUGGUUUAAAAAAAAAAAAAAAAAAAAA